AUGUCCUCUUCGAAUGAUCAGGAAGCUGGGACACAUAGAGAUCCCGUUCAGAAACGUUCGCGAUACGCGGAUUAUAUACUGCGAUCGCUGCAGAUUGACUCUAACAGAGCAUUCGGGAACCUUGAUUGGAACGAUAGGGACGACGACGACUCGUCUUCUGCAAGACGCCAUCUCAGAUCGCGUAGGAGUGCCGUGAGAAACGGUUCUAAAACGGAAAUUGUACAUUCAAUCGAAGAAGUUGGGAAUGCUGUAGUGGAGAAUAAUACCCCCCGUGGUGAAGAAUCUGUAUCUGGGGGAGAACCGAGCGCUGAAGAGAAGAGGAAACCGAGAAUCAAAAUUGUAUGGUCUUACCAACAACAACAACAACAGGAGCAUAUUUCUCCUUUUCCUACAGAUAUUGCUGUUGCUAACAAACUCAAUGGAAAGGUGGAGUUUUUUACAAAGCUGAAUGGGGUCAGGUAUAAGUAUCCCGGUGGUGUCAAAAUAAAGUAUGAUCGUAAUCAACUCCUCAAUUUCAACAGACUGAUACCGAACGGGUUCAGUGAGAAUGAUUUACCCCCCGUAGAUAACAAAGCGCGCGCCCUCCCUAACGACUUCCAGGACAAAGAACUCCUGUUUAAGUCUGUAUACAAGUACAAAAAAGACUAUACCGUUGGAAAACUCGUACCGAACGAAACCGAUAAAGAAGUGUUCAAUAUACUGUUGCAGCGCUCUUCUAAGGCAAGGUUUGUAAAUUCGAAUAUUUCGUUAUCGUACCAGCAAAAGAUAUCCAAACUGGCUGACAUACGCAUAAAAUUCCUGCAUGGCCGUUACAAACCUGUUAUCCGCAGCGGAAUUGGUUACAUUUACAUUAACGGGUUUGAAAUAAAAACACUUUACCCGAGCCCUUAUCCGGAAUCUGUCAAUUUCCAAAGGAUUGUACACAUAUGUUCGUAUUGUUUACACUACUGUUCUUCUCGAUAUGAAUUCUCAAGACACGAUGACAAGUGUUUACAAAAGUUACAGGGGCGACCGCCAGGGACCGAGGUUUACAGAGAUAAAGAGAUAAGUAUUUUUGAGGUGGACGGAAGAGAGGAGAAACUGUUUUGUAGGAACUUGUGUCUGCUCUCUAUGCUAUUUCUCAAAUCGAAGACACUGUACUAUGAAGUGGAGCCAUUCAUGUUCUAUGUGCUUUACAAGAAUGAGGGAGAAUUCAUCGGAUACUUCUCAAAGGAGAAAGUCAAUUCAACUGGCUUCAAUCUGAGCUGUAUCAUAACACUACCUACCUACAGGAGGGCAGGGUACGGUCAUUUACUGAUGGAGUUCUCUUAUUUGUUAUCUAGACGGGAAUACAAAUUGGGUACUCCUGAGAAACCGCUUUCUGAUCUUGGUCUUCUUACUUAUAGAAACUACUGGAAGAUCAAGUGUGCAGAGACACUCCUCUUCUUACACAAGAAAAAUUGUACCCGAAUAAGCCUGAAUGAGUUAAGCUCUUUGACGGGACUGACGACCACCGACAUUGUAUUUGGGUUGGAACAACUGAAAGUUAUAUGUUGCCGAAAAAAUAUUACAAGACCGAGGAAAAAGGACUAUGGACUUUACAUCGACAACUGGGAUCGUAUCCAACAAGUAUACGACGCCUGGAGAUCUAAGGGUUAUGUUACACUAAAGUCUGAUAGCCUGUUAUGGAAGCCCAUGAUUUAUGGUCCAUCAUCUGGAGUCAAUGCAAUCAUCAGCCACACAUCCAAUACAGAACCCCAUUUAGAAGAGGAAGACCCCCCCGUGGACUUUUUCAAUAAGCAGAUGUCGUCAGCAGUUCGGUCUAUCUCAGAGCACGGGUUUGGUGAACUGUCUCCAGAGGAUAUCACUAUAGCUGAGAUUAAUCAAAGAGCGGGCGAAACUGCAGAUGAUGACGUAGAUGACGAAGAUAGUGAAAAUUGGCAUGUGUGUGUCCUAAACUCCAAUGGUGCCUGGAGUUCAGGGGAACCUCUUGAGACUGUAUUGAGGCCAAAAAGUAGUCUAUCGGCACCAAGUAUCAGUGAUGCUGAGGAUGAAGACGACGAGAUGGUGACAGCCCCAGGGGUGAGAAACCAUCGCAAAAAUAUCCAUUUUGUAAAUGGUACGGUUGAUGACGGGGAACCGGAUCGUACUGGAGUGUCUUACACAGGAACGAACCCUGAGCCCGCUUCCCCAAUGGCAUCUUCAAUUAAGUACCAUCGAUGA
Messenger RNA from Huiozyma naganishii CBS 8797, 2202 nucleotides. It is a transcript of the gene SAS3, whose product is annotated as histone acetyltransferase. Gene Ontology annotation, molecular function: histone acetyltransferase activity. Lineage: Eukaryota; Fungi; Ascomycota; Saccharomycetes; Saccharomycetales; Saccharomycetaceae. Gene Ontology annotation, biological process: regulation of DNA-templated transcription. The transcript has a single exon. The record is from RefSeq and is a predicted model, not a curated record. Bases 1 to 2202 code for a protein of 733 amino acids.